Enhydra lutris kenyoni (northern sea otter) is the source of this 2260-nucleotide messenger RNA. RefSeq names its product heparan sulfate-glucosamine 3-sulfotransferase 5. Gene Ontology annotation, molecular function: [heparan sulfate]-glucosamine 3-sulfotransferase activity. The coding region runs from base 413 to 1450 and encodes 345 amino acids. Lineage: Eukaryota; Metazoa; Chordata; Mammalia; Carnivora; Mustelidae. The transcript has 5 exons. The record is from RefSeq and is a predicted model, not a curated record.
AGAGAGAUGCAAUUCAGAUCAAAUGGAAGUCUGAGGAAUCUUCUAAGUAAAUGACUUCUCCAGCUGCAAGGAGAUCAGGAUAUAACCAGGUACCCAGAGGCUCCGGCAUUGGUGUCUUACCAUCUCCAUGGCGUUUCUGGUGUCUUCUUCUGGGGUCUCGUUGGCCAGCCUUGAAAUACGUGGAAAUUAGAGAAUCCACUGCAUAUAGUCUUGGAAAUUUCCAUCGUAUCUGCUCAGAACUUUCUGAAUAAGCAUACAGAUUUGAAGGUGCUAACAACCAAGGAACAAGUGAAAAGGACCGGAAGCAGGUGAGAGGAGGCCAUGGAACAUCCACCAAGCAGAUAAUCAUCGCGGGAUCCUUGCGAAGUGUCUGAAUGUAGGCUGCAGAAGUCCUGAAGGUUGAUGGAGGGCCAUGCUAUUCAAACAGCAGGCGUGGCUCAGACAGAAGCUGCUCGUGCUGGGAAGCCUUGCGGUUGGGAGUCUGCUGUAUCUAGUCGCCAGAGUUGGGAGCUUGGAUAGGCUACAGCCCAUUUGCCCCAUCGAAGGCCGAUUCGGAGCCCGCAGCCAGCCCGAAUUCCCUCUCCGAGCCCUGCAGUUUAAGCGUGGCCUGCUGCACGAGUUCCGGAAGGGCAACGCUUCCAAGGAUCAGGUUCGCCUUCAUGACCUGGUCCAGCAGCUCCCCAAGGCCAUUAUCAUUGGGGUGAGGAAAGGAGGCACCAGGGCCCUGCUGGAGAUGCUGAACCUCCAUCCAGCUGUGGUCAAAGCCUCUCAAGAAAUCCACUUUUUUGACAACGAUGAGAAUUAUGCCAAGGGCAUUGAGUGGUACAGGAAAAAGAUGCCUUUUUCCUACCCACAGCAAAUCACCAUUGAAAAGAGCCCAGCGUAUUUUAUCACGGAGGAGGUUCCGGAAAGGAUUUACAAAAUGAACUCAUCCAUCAAGUUGUUGAUCAUUGUCAGGGAGCCGACCACAAGAGCUAUUUCUGAUUACACUCAGGUGCUAGAGGGGAAGGAGAGGAAGAAUAAAACUUACUACAAGUUCGAGAAGCUGGCAAUAGACCCCAAUACCUGCGAAGUGAACACAAAGUACAAGGCCGUGAGAACAAGCAUCUACACCAAACAUCUGGAACGGUGGUUAAAGUACUUUCCGAUUGAGCAAUUUCACAUCGUCGAUGGAGAUCGCCUCAUCACGGAACCUCUGCCAGAACUUCAGCUCGUGGAGAAGUUCCUAAACCUUCCCCCGAGGAUAAGUCAGUAUAAUUUAUACUUUAAUGCCACCAGAGGGUUUUACUGUUUGCGAUUUAACAUUAUCUUUAAUAAGUGCCUGGCGGGCAGCAAGGGGCGCAUUCAUCCAGAGGUGGACCCCUCUGUCAUUACCAAAUUGCGCAAAUUUUUUCACCCUUUCAAUCAAAAAUUUUACCAGAUCACUGGGAGGACAUUGAACUGGCCCUAAAAUAGUAAGUCCUAUAACACUAUGUGUUGUGGCUGGAGACACACAAUGUCUCCUCUAGAUUAAAAUAUGCACUUUUCUUAGACACAACUAUCCAAGUCGUUUUUUCCAUGUAUACCUGUACAUACACAGUGUGUGACCAAAUAUAAGAUCAAUUUUUUUCUAUUGAAAAGUUACAAAAAUUAAUUUGCUGUCCGAGUAGUUGCAUCUUUUAAGCUAUUUACAAAAAGAAGAGGUGGUGGUAUUGGGGGAAAGUGACUUCAGCUCUUCUCAAAAAGCUUAGUCUUCCUUUGAGUCAGAAUUUGUCGCCCGCCAUUUUCAUAGAGUUAAGCCAAAAGAUUAUGUGUGAAAACGUACCAAUGGCUGUGAAGCUUGGGGAAGUAGAGGACCCAGUUAUGCAUUCUUUUCUAAGGGAAAACUGGCUCUUUAAUUCAGCCACUGAAUCGGUGCCGUGAAAACAGAAAAUACUGUUUUCUUAUUAUUUGAAAGAAUGUCAUAUCUCAUAAAAUUGACAUUGUCCCAAAGUUCCUGUGGUGAUUUUGCACUAUUGUUUUCUCGUAUAGACCAUGGUGUCACUUGUAGCAUGUCAAUCACACUUUGGAAAGUUAAAGUCCUUUUACUUCCAUGUUCUAUGUCAACAAAGAGAAAUGUCAUGUACAUAAUGUAUAUUGUUGUAAAUACUGGUUUCACACUAAGUAAUUCUAUUUUGUAAACUGAAUAUGGCUAUUUAAUUUAUUGUGAAAAUUAAAUUUAUCGUGGUAUUUAAAAAUGGAAUGGAUUAAAAUUACUCUGUGUGCAACCUUUUUUUUUUUU